Messenger RNA from Pararge aegeria (speckled wood butterfly), 2512 nucleotides. RefSeq names its product protein Fe65 homolog. The transcript is spliced from 13 exons. Gene Ontology annotation, molecular function: transcription factor binding; amyloid-beta binding. Lineage: Eukaryota; Metazoa; Arthropoda; Insecta; Lepidoptera; Nymphalidae. Gene Ontology annotation, biological process: regulation of DNA-templated transcription. Gene Ontology annotation, cellular component: cytoplasm; nucleus. Bases 1 to 1824 code for a protein of 607 amino acids. The record is from RefSeq and is a predicted model, not a curated record.
AUGCUCUGCGGCGCCGUGUGGUCCGCCGCGCCGGUGAGCCUGCGCGGCCUGGCGCCGCCGCUGCCGCCGCGCCCCGCACUGCUGGCUGCGCUCGUCAUGCACGCGCUGCAUGCCAGCGACGAAGACAGCUUUAUAGAGAAUGGUCUGCUCUCAUACGAGAACCCGAACUACCAUUUGGACCCGGCGCGCCUCGAGUCCGCGUUAUACGGAGACCUGUACGACGACAUGCACGACGACAAAAUGCCUCUAGACUAUGACUACCUUGACAAUAGGAGAGUGGAGGACGAAGCGUCUUCGCCUGUAAACAAAACAAAUGAGAAAAGUGGCCUAAUUACGCCGCCUCAACAAAAUGGUGGCGGGGAAUCACCCCCACCGGAGAAGGAGCGGGCCGAUCAGGAGGACUCAGAGAAGAGACACUCCAGCUCAGUGCCACAUUGCGCGGAGGGCCCGAACGAUGACCUCUACGCUAUUCCUGUCAAACUGCGACCGAAGAAAGAAACACUGCCUCCAGGAUGGGAGAAACACGAAGAUAAUGACGGUCCAUACUACUGGCACAUUAAGAGUGGGACGAUCCAAAGAGAAAUACCAAAAAUGCCGCCCAUAGAAGCGAGAGAGUCACGUAUAUCUAUGGUGCGUGAUUGCUCUAACUUAUCAGACGUUAAAUAUGAAGGUGCCAUGACCUCGUCCGUUACAAGAAGUACUACCAGCGGUGCUUUGGAUCAACACGAUCAAGAUACUGAAAGAAAACGUAGAGAAGAAGUCGCAUAUAAGCGGCGCAGUUAUCCGGCGCGUCCCGAGUCUGAUGGACGUGCGGUUCGAUUCUUCGUGCGUUCGCUGGGGUGGGUGGAGAUUUCUGAGGCAGACCUCACGCCGGAACGAUCCAGCCGCGCAGUCAAUAAAUGCAUUGUCGACUUGAGUCUUGGACGAAAUGAUUUGCUGGAUCAAGUUGGACGUUGGGGCGACGGAAAAGACCUCUUCAUGGACUUGGACGAUGGAGCACUGAAGCUCAUCGACCCGGAGAGCCUGAAUACCUUGCACACACAGCCAAUACACACCAUCAGAGUAUGGGGGGUCGGCAGGGAUAAUGGACGUGAAAGGGAUUUCGCGUACGUAGCGCGUGACCGCGUGACCCGCAAGCACAUGUGCCACGUGUUCCGAUGCGAGGCACCUGCGCGUUCGAUCGCUAACGCUCUGCGCGACAUCUGCAAACGUAUCAUGAUUGAGCGCUCACUGCAGCCUCCACCGCGCCCCACAGACUUGCCUGCGGCUAGGCGACCGAGGCCACUUUCUGGAGCAUCAUUCCCCACGCCAAUGGAGGAACCUCGGAAGACAGUUAGAGCGCGGUAUUUGGGCAGCGCAGAAGUUCCAAGAGCGACUGGUAUGGAUGUCCUUAACGAUGCACUCGAGAGACUGGCAGCAGCCAGAGCACCCUCCGCUUGGAGACCAGUAGCAGUGGCUGUGGCUCCCUCGAUGAUCACGAUUACAGAAGAAGGGGAAACCAAUCCGAUCGUGGAGUGCCGGGUGCGUUACCUAUCGUUCCUGGGUAUCGGGCGGGACGUGCGCCGUUGCGCAUUUAUCGUACACACGCCACAGGACCAGUUUGUGGCACACGCCUUCCACGCAGAACCAUCCUCCGGGGCCCUGUGCAAGACUAUUGAGGCUGCUUGCAAGUUGCGUUAUCAGAAAUGCCUGGACGCUCACGGCGGCGGUGCGGUGGGCGGCUGCGUAGGCGGCGGGCCACUGUCCGGGGAGGCCGCCCGCGCCUCACUGGGCCAGGCCCUCAAGUCCUUCGUGGGGUCGCUGACCGGCCGGCGGGCUUCCUGAGCAACUCCUGCAGCUAACUCCCAGCGGUCGUUAACGAGGAGCGCUUCCGCAUAACACACCCGCGCCGCAUGCGCUCCGCAGCCGCACCGCACGUGCCGCAUCCACGACGCACGCUGACUCCCGUGCAGCCGCGCCGAGCGCGAAACGCAUCCGCACCGCAGGGCACGCUUUCAGCUGCAUUAUAUCCUUACGAUUUCAAGAAUAUUAUCAAGGCGUGUAAUACAUAAAGAAUGAACUAUAGGUAACACCUAAAGCAGGACAUCCGCUAUUUUCGCGAACCUGAGUGCCUAGCGUGAGAUUAAUGAUGGAAAACGGUAUUGUCAAUGCUCUCAAUUGGUGCUCUUUGCAUUCCAUACAAAUCGUAGUUAACUUUUACGCGAUCGAAUAAGCAAGUAGACGAAAGUAGAAAAUCUCACACUGGGCACCCAACAUCCUCAUUUCCACGCUCUGAAUAUGUUUAUUUUUUCAAUAAACUUAUAAUAAAGGUACCCCUUAAUAUAUCGUAUAAGGAAAUCUACUGCAAUCAUGUUUGACCAAUGAUAUAUGGAAUCUCCAGUCUUCUAUAUGGAAUCAAUUGUCCAGAAAUGUAUAUUACAUUAAAGGCCAUUUUUAUAAUCCCCCAAUAAACUUAAACUGGUGGAAAAGUGAAUCUGGUAGUUUUAAUACAAUGGCUAUAAAAAAAAAAUUA